AGGUCCCCUCACAAAAAUCUUUGAGCUGGCUGAGUCAGCCAAGGCGGAUGGCACUCAGAUUGACCCGGAAGAGCUCAGAGGCUGGGUGCAGCGUGCCAUAUGUGUGACCGGGAAUGUUAAUACUUCCCUGGCGAUUGAGAGGAGGAAAGCAAUCCUCAUGAAAAUUGAGCCUAAACUCACCAAUAUGGCCUUAUCCGAGUCUGGCAGAGAUGCUCAAGGGCUCCUGUUUGGCGAUCCUUUUAUUAAGGAGCUUGGCAAGUUUGUUGGUGCCUUCACAGCACUGGAUAAAGCGCAGUCCAACAUGCGCAAGGUCUUUCAGAAUCGGGUCUCUACCAGGGCCGGCAGCUCAAGGGGCCGCCUGUCCGGACGUUCACAUUUCCAGGCCCGUACCACCGGUCGAGGCUCCUUUCAUCAGCGCCAGUCGUUCCAAGACCAGCGUCAACAAACGCCUUUCUUCCCGUCCAGAGGCACCUUCGGAAGGUCCAGAGGGUUCAGGGGAGCUCCGGGUUCCCGACGUCCAUUUGGUAAGUCCCCUUGUGUGUCCUCUGUCUUCUUCCCUAUGCAUAGGGGGCAGGCUCCGACAUUUUUUGCAUGCCUGGGAUCGCAUCACCUCCGAUCCGUGGGUCCUUGCCACGGUCAGGGGUUUUCGGAUCGAACUUAUAGACACCCCGACUUGUCUGCCCCCCUGCAGACCGCGAGAGUUCUCCCCAGAGUCUCGCAGACUCAUAGACACGGAACUCUGGUCCCUUGUGGAAAAGGGCGCCAUAGAAAGAGCCCCAGACCCUCGCGGGGGAGUGGUCACCGAUAUUUUCCUUGUGGAAAAGAAGGGAGGGCAGUUCCGCCCGGUGAUCAAUCUGAAGAGUCUGAACGUGUAUGUCCGGUACCGCCAUUUCAAAAUGGAGGGCAUUCAUCUUCUCAGGGAUCUUCUCCUCCCGGACGAGUGGAUGGUCAAACUCGACUUGAAGGACGCCUAUCUCACGGUUCCUAUCGCUCAACAGUCCAGGGAUCUGUUGCGUUUCCGGUGGGGGGAUCAGAUUUGGCGGUUCACUUGCCUCCCGUUUGGCCUCUCUUCGGCCCCUUGGUGUUUCACCAAACUCAUGAAGCCGGUGGUUUCCUGGCUUCGGGGGCAGGGUGUCCGUCUGAUAAUUUAUCUGGACGACAUGCUGCUGAUUGCUCGGGAUCCCUCUACGCUCCUUACCCAUCUGCAUCUGUCCGUUUCUCUGCUCACCGGUCUGGGAUUCGUUAUCAAUCACGAGAAGUCUUGUCUCCAACCUUCCAGGUCCAUGGAAUUCCUGGGAUUCAGAGUGGACUCCUCCACCCGCACUCUCUGUCUACCGAUGUCCAAGGUUCGAGCCAUCCGGAGGGAAUUACGACACUCCCUUCGGUUGCCUCACGUGUCCCUCCGUCACUUAGCCCGUGUCUUGGGUCUCCUUUCUUCCUCGAUUCAGGCGGUCUUCCCGGCUCCCCUCCAUUACCGGGCGCUUCAACGGCUCAAGAUUGCCCACCUUCGGGCGGGCGCCACCUACGGGGAAUUGGUGGUCCUGGAUCAGGACACCAGGGACGAGUUGACGUGGUGGAUUCACAAUCUCGACGCAUGGAACGGCAAGGCUAUCGUGGGUCCUCAACCGGACGUGGUGAUAGAAUCGGAUGCCAGUCUGCAGGGAUGGGGGGCCCGCUGCGAGGGCGUUUCCACCAGAGGUCCUUGGUCCACGUCGGAGUCGUCUCUGCACAUCAACGCGUUGGAGCUGCUGGCGGGGUCCUUCGCGAUUCGGAGCUUCGUCGACGGCAAGGUCAGCGCUUGCAUACGUCUCAGGAUGGACAAUGUGUCGGCGGUCCGGUAUGUGAACUCCAUGGGCGGCACUCGGUCGGCGAUGUUGACUCAUCUGGCGAAGGAGUUCUGGUCCUAUUGUCUGGACAGGGGGAUAACAGUUGUGGCGGAGUACAUUCCUGGUCUCCUCAACGUUCAUGCGGAUUGGAGUUCACGCUACAUCUCAGACUUCAGCGACUGGAGGUUGGAUUCAGCGGUGUUCUCCUCCAUCGAUUCCAUCUGGGGCCCGUUCUCCGUGGACCUUUUUACUUCUCGUUGGAACGCCCAGCUGCCCAGGUACUACAGUUGGAGGCCGGAUCCUCACUCGGAGGCAGUGGAUGCAUUGCUCCAGGAUUGGUCGGGCGCUCUCUUAUACGCUUUUCCACCCUUCGCCUUGAUUCCCAGGGUACUGUCUCAGGUACGUCGCCAGCAAGCGGAGUUGGUUCUGGUAGUUCCGUUCUGGCGGCCACAGACUUGGUUCCCACAGCUGAUGGAGCUUUUGAUUGCGGACCCGAUCCUUCUCCCGGCCCAUCUGGAUCUCCUUCUAGGCCCGCGGGGUCAACGCCAUCCCCUGCUAUUGGACAACGCUCUCCGUCUUCUGGCUUGCAGGAUUUCAGGGGUCGCUGGGACAUCGAGGGAAUAUCGGAAACAACUAGAUUCCUUCUGGAAAAUGCGUGGGUCCCCGGUACGAUUCGGGCGUACAGAGCAGCCUGGGGAGUUUGGUCUCGUUGGUGCUUGGGACGGGACCUGGAUCCCGUUUCGGCUCCCGUAGAGGAGGUAUUGCGGUUUU
This is a messenger RNA of Bufo gargarizans (Asiatic toad), 2597 nucleotides long. RefSeq lists its product as uncharacterized. Lineage: Eukaryota; Metazoa; Chordata; Amphibia; Anura; Bufonidae. The coding region runs from base 210 to 2579 and encodes 789 amino acids. Gene Ontology annotation, molecular function: DNA binding; site-specific DNA-methyltransferase (adenine-specific) activity. The transcript has 2 exons. The record is from RefSeq and is a predicted model, not a curated record.